Ochlerotatus camptorhynchus is the source of this 5097-nucleotide messenger RNA. Its product is annotated as rho GTPase-activating protein gacF. Bases 1182 to 4070 code for a protein of 962 amino acids. The record is from RefSeq and is a predicted model, not a curated record. NCBI's taxonomy places the organism in Eukaryota, Metazoa, Arthropoda, Insecta, Diptera, Culicidae. The transcript is spliced from 4 exons.
AGAGCAGCCAGCAGAAGCAAAAGGAAGAAAAAUUAUAUUGCCCUAGACAUUUCUUGGUGCGAUUCGUCGUCGUCGUCGCUUUUUUAUCCAAAUGUGUGGUGAAAAAUCGGAUCGCGGAUCCCGGAAUUAGCCCAAGUCGGAAUACGUCGGAGCGAAGCUUUUCCUGGCUAUCUGAUCGUUCGUGUCGCAGUUUCCAGUGCGUGUGUGCCAGCGGAGAGUGUUUUCCCGUUUUUUCUACCAUCUUCCUCUUUCUCUUUUUGGUGUAUGAUGGUGGCGCAGGAAGUGUAAAUCUCUUGCCAGCACCAGCUCAGAAUACGAAAAAGCGCCGCGGCUGGAAGGAAUUGUCCGGAUCACUUGCGAAUGUAGCCGGAAAACGGGAAAUUUCGGGUGUGGAAUCAUACUUGAAGUGGUCCGCUAAUGGAGAAGAAAAAAAAUUCGUGAACGAGAGCUUGUGUGAAAAUUUUUCUUUUUCCUCUUGCUGGCGGUCAGCAGCAGUAGUAGCGGCAGCAGGCGGAGGAGGAGGAAGUAGCAGAAAUUUUCUGACUGACAGUAGAGAAAGACAGCGAGUAGAAAAAGAGUUCGCGGAGCACCCCUUAUAAAACGGCAGCGAAGAAUAAGUUGCCAAGAAGAAAUAGCAAGACAGAACAAGAAGAAAACCUCAAGAAAAACGCGAUCUCUAGAGGACCCAGAAAGCAAGACAAGACAGAAGAAAGAGAAUUUUUACGUUUUUAUUUUGUACGGUUUUCGGCUUCUUUUUUCACAACACGGUUCGGUUGGUUUGGGAGAGUGGAUCGAUCUCCAGGUUGGCGUUUGUUCCUUGGCCGAAUUUCAAAAAAAAAGUUGAAAACCUCAACAACAAGAACACAACACGAUAAAGGUGUUUGUGUUGAUGUGCGCGUGUGUGUGAAAUUGUGCCUGGUGCUCGAAUGUGUUUGCAUGGAUCGUUCGUCCGUAUGCGGAAGUCAACAAUAAUAAAGACAGCGAAUAAACGCUGAAUUUUAGAACCUGACGACCUGAUCAUCGAUCGAUUGAUCACAACAAGCAACAUUGCAAACUUGUCAGCAUUCUGGUACGACGAGAGCAUCGGCAUCUUCAGCAAUCGUCACACCGCGUACAACAUCGACAGCAUCAGCAGAAACAAGCCCCUCUGGCCCCGGUUGACAUCAAAUGUGCUGCUGGAAAUGAUUAAUACAAAGGACGAAGUCGUAAACUGGUUCAAAGAGUUACAGAGCUACAACCGGAUAGAUACGAUGUGCACCUUGCUCAAUAUGUGCCUUCCAUUCGAGCUGCGCUUCCUGGGGACGUGUCUAGAGGAGCUCGGUCGGCGCGAUGCCCAGGAAUUACGGGGCAUCGAGCUGCGGGUAAACAAUCCUCAGGAGUUCAUCUCGGAUAUCGCAUCCUGCCAAAGCGGAGAACCCACGGAUCGGAAAAAUCGCCGCAAAAUGGCAAUGUUCCUUGCGCUGAUUCGGGCUUGCAAUCAUACCUGCGUAAACGAACUGUUCAAGACGCUCGAGGGUUGGGGCAAUCGGGAUUUUGCGAGACUCUUUGACGAGGACGUACUACAGGAGCUGCUGUUGGUUUACACGAUGGCCACCAAUCAUCCGGUGUUCUCGUUUGAACAGCGCAUGAAAUGUGGAGACAUAUUCAACAAGCUGAAAAGCUGCGAACUGAAACCAAGCACUGGCGGUCACCUCUACCAGCAGCAGCAAGACACGGAUAGUUUGUCCAAUUCAACUCCCCCGCCUCCCAGUGUGGGAACUCCAUUGGGGAUGCCACCGUCGGGGGUACAACCUCAGCCUCUUCAGGGGCAACCACAGCAGCAUCCCCUAACAUCCCAGCAGCAGCAGCAGCAAAUUCCGAUGCAAAUCCCAUUGCCACCUCAGCAGACGGUGCCACCUCCGCAGCAGCAGCAGGCGCCCAUUCCGAUCCCGGGUUUUCCGCAGUCGCCUCUGGCUCAGAUGAUGACUGGUGAUGGUAGCAUGCCGGCGCACAUGACAGUCGAAGGCCUCCAGCAGAUGCAGAUGCAGAUACCUCAGGACUUCACGAUGCCCCCGCCAACGACUGUUCCGCCCCAUUGGGCGCUCCGAAAUCCCGUGUUCCAGGUGGGACUAGAUACUUCAUUUCCUCCGCCAUCUUCGUCGCCGCAUCUGAGCAAUCCAUCGUCGCCGAUCCACAGCCGUACGGCCAGUCCAACACGGAUCCCGACUAGCAGUGUACAGCAUCGUAUCAGUCGGAAUCAGCAACCGACACCGAGCGAGCAACAGCAAACCCAGCGCCAGCAUCAGCCUCAGCAGCAUUCGCAUCCCCAAGACCAUCGGGAUCAGCGGGAGAACCAGCAGCAAGCGCAGCAGCAGCAGCAGUCGAUGAAAUCAGUUGAAGAGUCAUUACUGUUGGACCAAACAACGGCACUGACUCAGCUGCAGCAGUUGCGCAAUGGUUAUCGGCCGAGCCAUAACACGCUGCCCCGCCAAUCGAAUAAGCAGAGCUAUGUCAAUCAGAUUCAGUACCAUCACCAGCAGCAACAACAACAACAGCAACAGGCGCAUCAGCAGCAACAGCAGCAACAGCAACAACAGCAGUCGAGCUUCCAUGGCACUAAUACUGGACUGGGGAUGGCGUACCCGAUGAACAAUCUUAGUCUGAUUGACCUAACGCAAAAAUCUAGCAGUGAUUCUGGCAGUUCGGCUGGGGACAUGUCUCCUCCGGAAACUCCCGGCUUGAAUACGGCACCAUCGAACAACAUUGGUGGAUUGAUUCGAAGUAGGUCGUCCAACCUGGGUAGGAUUAACGGGCGUCCGGACAAGCUACAGCAAUUAGGUAGUUCUGUGAUAUAUACUCAGACAGCAGCGCAGCAACAAGCGGCGCUUCAGUCCCAGCAGCCACAGUUCGUCGGCGGUAGUAACGAUAUAAUGGUAACAUCAGCUACACAAAAUUUAAUUAGUAAUAGUAAUAAUAAUAACAAUACUAUGAAUAUUAGCAAUGGAAAUAACAGUAGCAUAGUGUCAAACGCUCUGUUGAUAGGAGCCCCGACGCCAACGGCCGGAGGCGUGAACCUAGUUCUGGGCUCACAGCCACAGUUCACCGCUCCCUAUCCACCAUAUCAUACCCAUACGGCGCAUUUGGCAACGCGACCUGCACUCAUUUCGGCUCAUGCAGCAACAGCCCAUCCUCCAGGUGCUGCCUUCAGAACACCAGCGGCUGCUUAUCACACGAUGCAACACAAUGGAGAGAUUCUCUAUCCCUACCCGACACAGGUUGCAACCGUCGGUGGAGGUGCCCCGUUGACCUUUCUACCAACUGCUACAGCGCCGGUAGCUGUAAGUACCCAAACUUUGCAAACAAUUCGGUCGGCUGGCACUUCACAGCCACCACCACAAGCACCACAGCAGCAGCAGGUUCAACCUGUCCAACAACCCCCGCUAAUACAGCAAAAAGUGCCCACAGCGUAUACGCCUCCUGCCGUCGUUGCUGCUGUUCCUCCCCCGCAUCCACCGAGUGCAACCACGCCAACAGGGAUGUACUCUGCUCAGUCUUGCUUCAAUUGCGGUUCCCAGAAACACACCGGACUAGACUGCCAGGAAUCUUCCAUGGAGGAUGCGACGCGAAAUUCAGUCUACAAACUCGACUACAAUGCCGCGAAUGCUACCGCUCAGCAGUUGGCCGCUGCAAUUGCCGCUGGUACGGUGUCGGGGACAACCCAACCUAACAGCAUGGCGCUAGUAGCAGCCAUGAGUGUACCAUCGUCUUCGUCACCUCCCUCAUCCGUUUCGGUAGCAUCUCUACCAUUGUCGGCGGUGUCAUCUGCCGCUUCAUCGGCCUCGUCCUCGUCGUCUUCGUCGUCUUCUUCUUCAUCGUCUUCAUCCUCUUCAUCGCUAACAUCCUCUUCAGUCUCGUCCUCGACGACGACACUGCCACUACAGCCACCACCACACCAACCACAACAGCACGGACCCAACCUUCUUAGCAGUAGUAGUAGUAACAAUAGCCCGCUAGACGCCUCCACAUCUGUAUCAACACAAACAAUAAAUAAUCAAACGGAUAGCAGUAGUAGUAGCACUAUUAGUAAGUGAUCAUCAAUCUAAACUAAUCUUAUAAAAAGAAUGAAAAAAAAACAUAUUCUAUAAGAAGAAAAACUAAUUAAAAGUAAAUAGUGUACUCUGCAAAAAGGAUUAAAAAAGUCUAAAAAGGUAUAGGAAACAAAAAUCAACAUACAUCCACAUACACACAUGCAGCAAGAGCCAGUCAGUUUAAAAGGGACACAACAUAUAGGCAAAUAGCAGACAACAAAUUGGAAAAAUUUACUAUUAUGGUUAUUGCAAACAAACAAAAACAAAAGAGAACUGACAGAGUGUGAUGUUUAGUAAAUGAUUUAGUUUUGGCUUUCAGAACGUGCUCCUACCGGCAAAUGUCUGGAAUGGUUGUCUAAUAAUUGUAACUACACAGGAGAGAGAGAGAGAGAGAGAGAGAAAGAGUUAGAGAAAAAACGGAAACCCAAUCCAUUAGCGCAGGCUUUUGAGGAGAUGUGUGCCAUUUUUUUAAUACUGUAUUUUAACCCUAGACACGGAAGUAUGACAAAAAAAAACACAGUUGAACAGGUGAUAGUGUAUGCAUCAACAUAUGGAAUAGUGGAAAUUCAAACAAACCUAUAACACAUAUUACUUGAUGAAAGUGCGCAAGGAUUUCUGGAGCUGAACUUUUGAUAGGUAGGGGCACGAAAUAGCGAAAAAAAAAUCUUAUUGAUUAAGAUCGAGCACCAACUGAGAAAGAAGCAGUCGUCAGGUUUUUCCUUGUUUCGUGUAAGACAAAUCCAAUAACCUUGUACUCAGAAUAUUUAUUUUUUUUUAUAUAUUUUCCCUUAUUAUUUGUAUAUUGCCACAUUUUAUACUACCAACCUGAGCUUUUUUGUUUCGUGCAGUUUUUGAGUUACUAGGGGUAACCUACUUAUCAUUAUUAUGCUAUAAGGACUCUGCUCUGCGGGCAGGUAAAAAAAAAGAAGAUUAUAAACAGGAUCACGAUCAACUUUUAAAAUGUUUAUUUAAACUUAGUUCUGAUCUAAUGUAAUACUGUGUAAAUGUACUUGUUGAUACGGUUAAGAUA